Anisakis simplex (herring worm) is the source of this 1305-nucleotide messenger RNA. Lineage: Eukaryota; Metazoa; Nematoda; Chromadorea; Rhabditida; Anisakidae. The record is from the annotation of a GenBank genome assembly.
AUGUAUUUGUUGGUUGCUAUAAAGGUGCCGAAAGCGAAUCGUGAUUUAAGUCAUCUGAUGCUACUAAAUGGAAUAUGUGUCGUCCUUAACGUAUUAAUAUUUUUGACGCCUUGUUUCGCUCAACCGGAAUAUAGUGAUCCAACAGCACAAGAAUUAGCCCUACUUGAUUGGACAUCUGGCAUUCGAGUGGCGUAUUGCACUGAUGCUGGCGUUGAGAAGUUGGCUACACCAUUCAAGAAGAACCUACCGCACAUAUUUUGCAAUUUGAUUUGCGGUGUAACGCAGCAGCAAUUGGGUGGAGAUGAUGAUGUACACAAUCCAUUCUCCGAGCUGUGCGAAACCGGUGCACGCAAGUGGCCGAGUGGAACCGGAACGGAGCGGUUCCAAGGACUUGUAAUUUUGAGUGAAUAUUUGGUUCCAAUGAUAGUUGGUGCAUGCUUGUGUAAUCGCAGAGUUCGGCUGAAAGAAGUGCUAGCGAUCGCAAUGGUGCACGUAUUUGUUGAAUUCACCUCCGAACAAAUAGUUCUUUUGGAUGGAUAUCCGAGAAGAGAUUAUGGCGCGGUACAAUUUCGAUUUGUGGUGGUAUUGCCUCAUGGAGCAAUACCAAGAGUGAAGGUGCGUCAACCCCUAUUAUCAAAACAGAUUCUCUCCAAUUUCCUGCGGAAGUACCUCGACGAAAUUUCGAAGCGACUCGACUGGAGAAUACUGAGUUAUGAGAGGUUUCCAAAAUACGACGCAAUCACCGAAUUCAUGAACACGGCGCUCAUUCCGAUUGGUUUAUUCCUACUGAUUUUCAUGUUCUUCCUUGCUUACUGGUCAUCAACUUUCAGCAGUUCCUCUAGCAGUAACGAAGGAUGGGUGGUAAGUGGAGCAUCUGGUGGCAAAAAUGCAGCAUUGAGGAGAACACUAGAGUUGAUUGAGGAGCAGCGUGAUGGAGAAAUUGAUGAUCAACGCAGUAAAGCUGGGGGACUUGACGGACCUAUGACAGCGAGUAUGAUCAGCACUGCGAAAGACACGUCUUCGGGGAAAAAGUCUAGUGAAGUGCUUCUGGAUGUUUCUGGGUUACCAACGGAUGAAAACGAUAGCUUUGGAGCUCUUCCUGAAAUAGUUGUCGUACCUUCUGAUGUUAGGCAACGCCAUUCUGUUGCGAGCUCACGACGAUACAGUCGACGGCUGAGUUCGGUUGAUGAAGUGAUGAAGGAAAAGAGGCAUCGAAGAAUACGAAACAUUCCGUUCGCGGGUCGAGGUCCAAAGCGAGCCUGGAAAUCCGGUAGUAUGGCUUUGGGAGGAUUUGGUAAAAGCUGA